UUCAAUAUCUGAAUUAUCAACUACUAGUAGUAGUAUAUAUCUAGAGAAGCUUCACUUGUGGUGUUUCUUUGAUGGAGGAGCCAAAUGGAUUUGCAGAAGUAGCAACAAUAAAUGACAUGGAGCUGGAGGGACAACACAAUAAUGAAGAAGAAAGAGAGUCGACAGAGAGCAAUUACUUGAGGAACCGAACACUAUCCUCCACUUCAGUAGCCAUAGUGGGAGCUAAGGUCUCCCACAUCGAAAGUUUGGAUUAUGAGAUCAACGAGAAUGAUCUCUUCAAGCAUGAUUGGAGAAAAAGAUCCAGACUUCAAACAUUACAGUAUGUCUUCAUCAAAUGGACACUCGCAUUUCUGGUCGGCCUUUUUACCGGAGGUGUGGCCACCCUCAUCAGUCUCUCAAUCGAAAAUAUCUCUGGUUACAAACUCCGCGCUACUGUCAACUAUAUUGAUGACAAAAGGUACUUUAUGGGAUUUGCAUUCUUUGCGGGUGCUAACUUUCUGUUGACAUUGGUAGCUGCCUUUAUCACUGUUUAUUUUGCACCUACGGCUGCCGGGCCUGGAGUUCCAGAAAUCAAAGCCUAUCUCAAUGGUGUAGACACUCCCAAUAUGUUCGGGGCAACUACACUCUUUGUUAAGAUCAUUGGAAGCAUUGGUGCAGUUUCAGCUGGGUUAGAUCUUGGGAAAGAAGAGCCACUGAUUCACAUUGGCAGUUGCAUUGCUUCUUUAUUAGGUCAAGGUGGGUCAGACAGUUACAAACUUAGUUGGCAUUGGCUCCGUUACUUCAACAAUGAUAGGGACAAGCGAGAUCUCAUCACAUAUGGCUCAUCAUCAGGUGUUUGUGCUGCUUUCCGUGCUCCAGUAGCUGGUGUUCUAUUCGCGUUAGAGGAAGUGGCAACAUGGUGGAGAAGCGCCCUCAUUUGGAGAACUUUCUUUAGCACUGCUGUUGUUCUGGUAGUACUAAGGAUCUUCAUGGAUUACUGCAAAUCUGGUAGCUGUGGACUUUUUGGAAGAGGGGGAAUUAUUAUGUUCGAUGUGAGUGACGUAAUUGUGAGGUACCAUUUUGUGGACAUCAUCCCUGUUGUAAUUAUUGGAGUCAUUGGUGGUCUCCUUGGGAGCCUCUACAAUCAUGUCCUCCACAAGGUCCUCAGGCUCUAUAAUCUCGUUAACGAGAAGGGAAAAUUACAUAAGCUGCUUCUUGCUCUAAGUGUUUCCCUCUUCACCUCCAUUUGCAUAUAUGGACUUCCUUUUCUUGCCAAAUGCAAGCCUUGUGAUUCAUCUCUAUCAGAUUCUUGUCCUGGCACUGGAGAAACAGGAAACUUCAAACAAUUCAACUGCCCAAAUGAUUAUUACAAUGAUCUGGCCACUCUUCUCCUUGCAACAAAGGAGGACGCUAUCAGAAACAUUUUCUCUCUGAACACUGGCACUGAAUUUCAAGUCAUAUCACUUCUUAUAUUCUUUUUGUUGUAUUGCAUCUUGGGAGUUAUUACUUUUGGGAUUGCUGUGCCAUCUGGUCUCUAUAUCCCAAUCAUCCUCAUGGGUUCAGGUUAUGGUCGCUUGCUUGGCAUUGCCAUGAGACCUUAUACAAAAAUUGAUCAGGAUUUGUUUGCUGUUCUUGGAGCAGCUUCCCUUAUGGCUGGUUCAAUGAGAAUGACAGUUACUGUUUGUGUCAUAUUUCUUGAGCUGACAAACAAUCUACUUCUUCUGCCGAUAACAAUGCUUGUCCUUCUAAUUGCUAAAAGUGUGGCAGACUGCUUCAACCCAAGUAUCUAUGAAAUAAUUUUGGAACUAAAAGGUCUACCUUUCUUGGAAGCACAUCCUGAGGCAUGGAUGAGGAAUAUCACAGUUGGUGAGCUUGCUGAUGUAAAGCCACCAGUAGUUACACUUGAGGGAAUUGAGAAAGUGAGACGAAUCGUAGAGGUUCUAAAAUACACCACACACAAUGGAUUCCCUGUUGUAGAUGGAAUGAUACCCGAGUUACAUGGACUUGUCUUAAGAACUCACCUUCUUUUGGUGCUCAAGAAGAAGUGGUUCUUGAAUGAGAGAAGGAGAACAGAAGAUUGGGAAGUAGAGGAGAAAUUCACAUGGAUUGAUCUAGCAGAAAGGUGGGGUAAAAUUGAAGACAUUGCAGUUACAAAGGAUGAAAUGGAAAUGUAUGUUGAUUUGCAUCCUUUGAUCAACACAACCCCUCAUACAGUGGUGGAAAGCCUGUCAGUAGCAAAGGCAAUGGUGGCUUUCAGGCAAGUCGGGCUUCGACACAUGAUCAUCGUGCCCAAAUACCAAGCAGCAGGGGUAUUUCCAGUGGUCGGAAUCUUGACCAGACAAGACCUAAGGGCCUGCAACAUUUUGAAUGUCUUCCCCCAUCUGGCAAAGUCUAAGAGUAUCAAAAAGGGGAACUAAACUUUUCAAUUGAGAAAAUAUGCUUGUCAUUCUUUUAUAGAUUUCCUUUCAAUCGUC
This is a messenger RNA of Solanum verrucosum, 2453 nucleotides long. RefSeq names its product chloride channel protein CLC-a-like. The transcript has 6 exons. Lineage: Eukaryota; Viridiplantae; Streptophyta; Magnoliopsida; Solanales; Solanaceae. Gene Ontology annotation, molecular function: nitrate:proton symporter activity; voltage-gated chloride channel activity. The coding region runs from base 72 to 2396 and encodes 774 amino acids. The record is from RefSeq and is a predicted model, not a curated record. Gene Ontology annotation, cellular component: intracellular membrane-bounded organelle; plant-type vacuole membrane. Gene Ontology annotation, biological process: chloride transport; transmembrane transport.